AUGGCAACAUCCGCCAGCAGGCGCCUCGAGGAUGAGGUGACGUGCUCUAUAUGUAUAGAGCACUUCAACGAUCCUAGAGUGCUCCCUUGCUUCCACUCAUUUUGUCGACACUGCCUGGAAGAGCUGGCAGUGCACUCUGAAGGGAGAGGAAAACUUGCGUGCCCCCUCUGUAAGGCGGAAUUCCAGAUUUCCCAAGCAGAUGUUCCGAGUUUGAAGGUGAAUUUCAUGAUCAACAGUAUUCUCUCUGUUCUAUUGUUGACAUCUGAAGACUCCAAGAAACCAGUUUGCGAAUCGUGUGAUAGUGGUGAGCCUGCCCAAGGGAGAUGUAACGAGUGCGAUCACUUUGUCUGUGAGCAGUGCAUCUCGAUUCAUAAGAGAUUUCGACCAGUGCAACACCACACUAUCCUCAGUCUUGAUGAGAUCAAAAGCGGAAAGUUACUUGCAAUGAGCAAGGCUUCCUUCUGUACCAAACAUAAGGGUAAAAAGCUGAAACUGUUUUGCGAAUCUUGUAAGGAAGUAAUUUGCCGGGACUGUACUGUUGUUGAUCAUAAAAAUCAUGAUUACCUUUUCACAAGUGAUGUUAUCGCUCAAGAGAAAGAAGAAAUAUUGGGAAGAGCAAAAAAGGUUGCAUCAAAACUCACCGAUAUUGAACAGGCGAUGGCAUUGGUAGAAGAGGCUCAACAACAUCUCGAGGAAAAUAAACGUGCGACCAGAAGGGAUCUGGAUGCGUUCAUUGAUAAGCAGAUAGGGGCUCUUGAGAAGAUGCGAUCUGAUCUUAGAGGAGAGAUCGAGUCAGCUUGUCAGAAGCAGCUGACUGCCCAGAGAGAGAAUUUAUCCAUGAGACUUGCAAGUGCUCGUAGCAGUUUGGAGUUUGCUGAGAGAAUGUGCAGAGAUGCAAAUGAUGUGGAUGUCUUGUCCAUCAGGAAUGAAGUGCUAUCCCAGCUAUCGAGUCUUGCAGAGAAACCCGUGGAUCAGCCUUGUAUGGAGGAUGGAGUUCGUCUUGUAGUGGAUGAGGAGUAUUGGGAUUCUUUGUCAAAGAAGAUCUCAGUUGAAAGGCGUACAGGUCUUGAGCAGUCCGCCAUCCUCAGCGGCAAAGGUUCAAAGUACCUUCGAGAUCUCUUGGGAUUCCUGCAGCCCGUGCAGCAAAGUCCCAAGAGUCGCUGGGUCAGAUGUUUCUCAGCAAAGAGAGAUGGCUGGGCUGCCAGUACCUUCCACGAAAAAUGCGACGGCAAAGCGCCGAACAUCGUACUCGUAAGCGUUGGAGGAAGAUACGUGUUUGGUGGCUACUCUGACGUAGCGUGGACAAAAAUGACAUCCGCCAGCAGGCGCCUCGAGGAUGAGGUGACGUGCUCUAUAUGUAUAGAGCACUUCAACGAUCCUAGAGUGCUCCCUUGCUUGCACUCAUUUUGUCGGCACUGCCUGGAAGAGCUGGCAGUGCACUCUGAAGGGAGAGGAAAACUUGUGUGCCCCCUCUGUAAGGCGGAAUUCCAGAUUUCCCCAGCAGAUGUUCCGAGUUUGAAGGUGAAUUUCAUGAUCAACAGUAUUAUCUCUGUUCUUCCUUUGUUGACAUCUGAAGACUCCAAGAAGAAACCAGUUUGUGAAUCGUGUGAUAGUGGUGAGCCUGCCCAAGGGAGAUGUAACGAGUGCGAUCACUUUGUCUGUGAGCAGUGCAUCUCGGCUCAUAAGAGAUUUCGACCAGUGCAACACCACACUAUCCUCAGUCUUGAUGAGAUCAAAAGCGGAAAGUUACUUGCAAUGAGCAAGGCUUCCUUCUGUACCAAACAUAAGGGUAAAAAGCUGAAACUGUUUUGCGAAUCUUGUAAGGAAGUGAUUUGCCGAGAUUGCACCGUCGUUGAUCAUAAAAAUCACGAUUACCUUUUCACAAGUGAUGUAAUCGCUCGAGAGAAAGAAGAAAUAUUGGGAAGAGCAAAAAAAGUUGCAUCAAAAAUCACCGAUAUUGAACAGGCGAUGGCAUUGGUAGAAGAGGCUCAACAUCAUCUCGAGGAAAAUAAACGUGCGACCAGAAGGGAUCUGGAUCAGUUUAUUGAUAAGCAGAUAGGUACUCUUGAGAAGAUGCGAUCUGAUCUUAAAGGGGGGAUUGAGUCAGCUUGUCAAAAGCAUGAGAAGCAGCUGACUGCCCAGAGAGAGACUCUAUCCAUGAGACUUGCAAGUGCUCGUAGCAGUUUGGAGUUUGCUGAGAGAAUGUGCAGAGAUGCAAAUGAUGUGGAUGUCUUGUCCAUCAGGAAUGAAGUGCUAUCCCAGCUAUCGAGUCUAGCAGAGAAACCCGUGGAUCAGCCUUGUACGGAGGUUGGAGUUCGUCUUGUAGUGGAUGAGGAGUAUUGGGAUUCUUUGUCAAAGAAGAUUUCUGUUGGUGAAUCUGAAACAGGUCUUGAGCAGUCCGCCAUCCUCAGCGGCAAAGGUCCAGAGUACCUCCGAGAUCUCUUGGGAUUCCUGAAGCCCGUGCAGCAAAGUCCCAAGAGUCGCUGGGUCAGAUGUUUCUCAGCAAAGAGAGAUGGCUGGGCUGCCAGGACCUUCUAUGAAAAAUGCAAUGGCAAAGCGCCGAACAUAGUACUCGUUAGUGUUGGAGGAAGAUACGUGUUUGGUGGCUACUCUGACGUAGCGUGGACAAUGAGUGACCGUGGAUGGCAGUCCUCCAGCAAGUCAUUCUUGUACACGCUGUGUAACAAGAAUGGCUACCGCCCUGAAAAGUUGCCAUUGAGGGACCCGCCAGAUAGAAUCGCCAUUCGGGACCACACAAGUUGCGGUCCGGUGUUUGGUGGUGGUGGUGACCUGUUUAUCGCUGACAACGCGGGGGGUAAUGAAGAGUCCUAUACGGAGCCACACACGUACGCUCGUCCCCAGGGCGCCACAUCUGAUGGCCCGUGUGACGUCUUUGCUGGCACCUGGUCAUUCACACCCGACGAAAUGGAGGUGUUUCACGAGGUGGUGGACUGAAUACAGCUUUGAACGCCUGUAAAGUGACAAUAGACAUAAAGAUGUAUAAAUAUUUGUUAGUUGGUACUGUGUCAUGAAAUUACUGAUUUUGAAUUAGGAUGUAUCGUGGAAAUACAUAUGUCGUGACCCGCGAAUGCAUCAUGGAUAGCAUGUAAAUCACAAAACUACAUGUUGUGAAAACCCCAGUGCAAGUGGUAAAAAGCACAAAAAAGAUGAAAUUUGUUAGUUGGUACUGUGUCAUGAGAAUAAUGUAUUUUGAAUAACGCUUCACCAUCUUGUGAUGUGACCCGCGGUGCAUCUUGGGUAGCAUGUAAAUCACAAAAUAUCACAUGCUGUGAAAAACCCGCUAGCGAGGGUUACGGCACACGUUACUUUAGUCCAACCUUAUUUAAAAACGUGUACAUCUCGAGUAUAUAUAUCCGAAUUUUAUAACACAAAUGCAAAUUGUAAAUUUUAAUAAUUAUUCCUAUAAGCUGUUAGAAACAAUAUGUUGUUUGGUCUAGAUAACCACGUA
Messenger RNA from Nematostella vectensis (starlet sea anemone), 3469 nucleotides. RefSeq lists its product as uncharacterized. Lineage: Eukaryota; Metazoa; Cnidaria; Anthozoa; Actiniaria; Edwardsiidae. The coding region runs from base 1 to 2955 and encodes 984 amino acids. The transcript has 7 exons. Gene Ontology annotation, molecular function: zinc ion binding; ubiquitin-protein transferase activity. The record is from RefSeq and is a predicted model, not a curated record. Gene Ontology annotation, biological process: positive regulation of DNA-templated transcription. Gene Ontology annotation, cellular component: nucleoplasm; chromatin.